AUGAACAAAACCUAUACAAGGCCAGUCAAUACGUCAUAUUAUAAUACAAAUUACAGAUACUCCAAUGUUAAUAAAGAAGAUGGAAAUACAAUGCAUGGAUCUAGGCGUGUUAUAACCUUUUGUUUGUUAACAACUGUGCUACCAACAAUACUCAUAAUUUUACCCUUAUAUUUAAGAAAUACGAAGUAUGCAGAUGUUAUGUAUAAAAUAUCAGACUCAGACGUCAUCCAAAUUCAUAGAGGCCAGUCAUCUGUAUUUUGUGAAAAACAUUCUUUAAAAAUGAAUACUACAUUUAGCGCAUUUCAAAUGAAAGGGACUCCAGAAAUAUCUGGUAAAAGAAAACAUAUAAGAAUAAAAAAGUCUAUGAUAUUGGCAGAUGACACCCUGGAAUAUUGGGGAUUUUACUUAUUGAAAGGUGCUACUGUAGAAUUAGUCGCUUGUUCUCUACAUAAAGGCUCUAAAAUUUUAGUUGUAACUGGUGAUAGAAUGUUGAAUACAUGUGGAUUACUUGAAGGAUAUAAACAUAAAAAGUCACCACCUAGAGUAGAAAAUCAAGGAGUUUUAGUCACGGUUAACAAGCCAGAAGAGUUAACAAAAAAUAAUGUAACACUAGCUAAGACUGUCGGUAAUAAAAUUUCUAAUGAAGAUGAUAAUCUGACCCAAAAUUCAGUGAGAGUGAAAAGAAAUAUUAAAGACAUACAUAACCCAAACACUAUAUUGGAUACGGGGGUUAACCAUGGUGGGAAUGCAUUAAAUAGUACCACCAAACCACAAGAUCCUAUAUCGAGUUUUGAGAAUAGUUUGCAUGAAUGUUUUCAUGACAAGAUGUUAAUAAAUAAUCUAACUUUCCCAAACUCAAUGUUAUGUAACAGUACAGAAUACCUGGAGAAGACGAUUACUCUUAAAGUUAGUCAUGAAGUGCUUGUUGAUGGUUAUUAUUAUUAUAUUUUUUAUAGUGAUCAAGGUGAUAAUGAGAUUCAUGGUAUUUUUGACAUCUAUAAGCCAACAUUCCAAUAUGUUAACAACUCUGAAUCCAAAGUAUGUAUUAAUAAAACUCGUUGUGAAUUUAAUGUAGAUUUCUUUAGUGAUGAGUUAGUAAUUGUAGAGAAACCAACCAAAGAAGGCUUACAAAAUGAAGAAAGUGAUUCAUCUAUUCUUAUAUCAGUAUGUCAUCCUCGGGUAUCAGUUUAUAUAUUGUUCCCUAUUGCAGUUCUUUUGUUAAUCCUUCUAUUUGCAUUUUUAUGA
Messenger RNA from Arctia plantaginis, 1245 nucleotides. Lineage: Eukaryota; Metazoa; Arthropoda; Insecta; Lepidoptera; Erebidae. The record is from the annotation of a GenBank genome assembly.